UCCCGUUUCAACCUCAGCUCUCUCUCUCUCUCUCUCUCUCUCUGGAAUACACAGUAACACCCUCGUUACUCCUCGUUAAACCACCAAUUCAAUCGCGAUGGAUUUCCACAGCCUCAAGAGGAGAGAUCUCCAAGCCCUGUGCAAGAGGAACAAGAUCCCGGCAAACAUCACCAACGUCGCCAUGGCCGACGCUCUCACAGCUCUCGAUGUCGUCCAAGGGAUUGAAGAAUUCCUGAAUCCGUCCUCAGUUGAGUCACCAGAAAAGACGGUGAAAGCAUCGCCGUGUGUUCCUCGUACCGGUGGUAGAACAACUACUAGUCGAAAAUCAAUCAAGGAAGAAGCUGCAAGUGUCCAGAUUUCAACUCGGGCACGCAGGGGAACAAGAAAGGCAACCGCAGAAGAGGGGACACCUGGGAAUCAGAAGGAGGAGGUUUCGGUUCAGAAAAUGUACUCAAGGAGAUCCACGAGGUUGUUGGAGAAGAAAAUGAUGGAAUUGAACUUGAAUAAUGAGGAAAGGAUCGAACCGAUUGAUUUUGGAGGAUCUGAUAAGGAAAUGGCUAAUGAGAUGGAAGGGAAUGUGAAAAAGCAUUCUGAUGAUUUGGGUGGAGUAUUGGAGGAUCAGGGAUUGAAUCAAGAGACAAUAUCAGAUGAUCUUCCCAUGAAGAACGAUGAUUUAGAAGAUCUUUUGGACAAAAAGUCUGAUGAUUUGUCAGAGAAUGGAAGGGAACUGGAACAACCUUCUAAGGUACUUGAUGAAUCAGAUAUUGUUUUGGUUUCAGAAGAACACACAGUUGGGUUGACACCGGAAAUGGGUGAGGAUGUUGAUGAUGAAGUCAGUGACGCGAGCAAGGAUCAAAAAGAAGAUGAUGAUGGAGUGGGUUCAGAGGGAUAUGCUGACUCUGAUAUUCUGUCUGGAGAAAACUUGGAUAAAUCUCGAGAGUUGAAAGAUGAAGUCACAGAGAAAGAGGGUAGUGAUGAUUCUGGAUACAUUGCUACAGCCGAGUGCUUGGUGUCAGAGAACGCAGAAAGAGUGUUUAAUGCUGAAAAAGACUUGGGUUCAAAGGAUUCAGCUGAUAUUGUGGAGCCUGUUAAUGAUGUGGUGAGUGAAGAUUCAGGACAAAUGGAAUUGGGUACAUUGACUUUAAGUGUCUGUGCUGCUGCUGAAGAUCAGAAGCAGCAUAUUGAAUUGCAAAACCAGGUCCAAGGGAUGGGAGAGUUCUUGAAUCCGUCCUCUGUUGAGUCACCAGAAAAAACGGUGAAAGCAUCACCGUGUGUUCCUCGUACCGGUGGUAGAACAACUACUAGGCGAAAACCAAUCAAUGAAGAAGCUGAAAGCGUCCAGAUUUCGACUAGGGCGCGGAGGGGAACAAGAAGAGCAAUCGCAGAAGAGGAGGAGAAUGCAAAGAUUGAUGUUGCUUUGAGUUUACGGAAAAUGGAGACACCUGGGAAUCAGAAGGAGGAGGUUUCGGUUCAGAAAAUGUACUCACGGAGAUCGACAAGGUUGUCGGAGAAGAAAAUGAUGGAACUGAACUUGAAUGAUGAUGAAGGAAUGGAACCAAUUGAUUUUGGUUCUGAUGAGGAAAUGGCUGAUGAGAUGAAAGUGAGUGGGAAAGAGGAUUCUGAUGAUUUUGGUAGAGUAUCGGACAUUCAAGGAUUGAAUCAAGAGACUAAAACAGAUGACUUCUCGAAGAACGGUGAUUUGGAAGAUCUUAUGGUUGAAAAGUCUGAUGAUUUGUCAGAGAAUGCAAGAGAACUGGAACAACCUUUUGAAGUACUUGAUGAAUCAGGUAUUGUUUUGGUUUCAGAAGAAAACACAUUUAAGUUCACACCAGAAGGGGGUGAGGACGAUGCUAUCAAGGAUCAAAAUGCAGAUGAUGGAUUGGGUUCAGAGAGCUGUGCCGAAUCUGAUUUGCUGUCUGGAGAAAACUUGGAGAAAUCUCUAGAGUUGGAAGAUGAAGCCCCAGAGAAAGAGGCCGAGUGCUUGGUGCCAGAGGAAGGUGAACAAGGGUUUAAUGCUGAAAAGGACUUGGGUUUGAAAGAUUCAGAUGAUAUCAUGGACCCUGUUGAUGAUUUGGUGAGUGGAGGUUCAGGACAAGUUGAAUUCGAUACAUUGAAUUUGAGGGUGUCUGUAGCCGCUGAAGAUCAGAAGCAGGAUAUUGAAUUGCAAAACCAGGCCAUCAUAGAGUCUGAUGUGAUGAUGUUUGCGAAAGAUCCCGAAGAUGAAUUUGAUCACGCUGAAUAUUCAUUUGGUUCCAACCAGUUGAGGAAUGAAGAAGUAACUCAGGUGACUCCCAAAGGUGGAGAAGAAUCUGAUCAACUAGUUAUUUUUGAGGCCACCGCUAUCGAGUUGAGUAACGCAAAUGACUGCCCUCCAGUUACAGAUAGCCAAAUGAGUUCUUGCUCUGUGAUCUGUGAAAGUGAUGUCAGUGAUCAAGUCACUCCCCAAGAUGUUGCAAAUAUUGGCAAUCUUAUGGCUGUAAACCCAAGUACAUUUUCUUUCCCCUCGGAUAAGUCUUCCAGUGAUGAACUUCCAGUUGACAUGCCAUUCUCAACUUUGGCAGUUGAUCCACUUCCAGAACAGAUGUCAUCUAGUUUGCUCCAAUCAAAUUCAGACCGCGCCGUUUGUCCUGCUUCUGUAACACCGAGGAAGAAAUCUUCUAGUAAGACACCAACCACAAGCCGAAAGAUUAGUAUUCUUUUGGAUGAAAACAAGGAGAACAUUGACAACAAUGGGAGAAAUUUGGAUCUUACUAAAGAGAAGGGGAAGAAAGAGGAUUCGUUAAAUGAUAAAAGUCUGAGGCAGCUAAACAAGAUGCUCAAGGAGAACAUUGACAACAGCGAGAGAAAAUUGGAUCUUAUUAAAGAGAAGGGGAAGAAAGAGGAUUCGUUGAAUGAUAAAAGCAUGAGGCAGCUAACCAAGAUGCUCAAGGAAAAGCUGCAGAUUACGAGCAGAAAAAACAUCCAUGAAGAGAAGGAUAUUGCAAAGGUAGGAAGGGCGAGACCAGCUUUGCAAUCCCUGUCAGAGAAUCGUUUAGCGGCAAGUGAACCUGGAAAUGAAAUUUGAAGAGGUGUUGUUUAAACCAUUUCGUGUGGUUUUGAUCAGACAAAUGUUAGAUUGAGAGUGUCUGUCUUGUCAAACCUUGGUUUGCCUUGUUUUCCAUUUUGGAAGUGUCAUUUUGGUGUUUUCAUCAGCUGACGAUGGGAUUUAUAUAAUUGAGAGAUUUUGCAUGUUUAGUUGCUUA
This is a messenger RNA of Rhododendron vialii, 3242 nucleotides long. RefSeq lists its product as uncharacterized. Lineage: Eukaryota; Viridiplantae; Streptophyta; Magnoliopsida; Ericales; Ericaceae. Bases 98 to 3064 code for a protein of 988 amino acids. The record is from RefSeq and is a predicted model, not a curated record. The transcript is spliced from 10 exons.